GGGAGGUGACUGAAGAGAAGGGGUGAAGGGUGGUUCAAAGGUUCAUCUUGUCGCCACCAUCCUGCGGGCCCGCGGAAGUGAAGCAAUCGGGAGGCGGGCCUAGGACCGGAAGCAGGAAGGAGGGCACAGGAAGCAGGGCCCCACCGCCAGGCGUAUUCUGGAUCCGCGAGUCUGUCGGUGCCCAGUGCAGGAUGGAGAAGCUGCGGCUCUUAGGCCUCCGCUACCAGGAGUACGUGACCCGUCACCCGGCCGCCACGGCCCAACUGGAGACGGCGGUGCGGGGCCUCAGUUACCUGCUGGCAGGUCGCUUCUCCGAUUCGCACGAGUUGUCAGAGCUGGUGUACUCUGCCUCUAACCUGCUUGUCCUGCUCAACGAUGGGAUCCUACGGAAAGAGCUUCGGAAAAAGUUGCCUGUGUCGCUGUCCCAGCAGAAGCUGCUGACGUGGCUGAGCGUACUGGAGUGCGUGGAAGUGUUCAUGGAGAUGGGGGCCGCCAAGGUGUGGGGCGAAGUGGGCCGUUGGCUGGUCAUUGCCCUCAUCCAGUUGGCCAAGGCUGUCCUUCGGAUGUUCCUGCUGAUGUGGUUCAAGGCUGGCCUCCAGACCUCACCCCCCAUUGUUCCACUGGACAGGGAGACCCAGGCACAGCCCCCGGAUGACAACCAUGGCCCGGGCAGCCAGGAGCAGUCCUAUGUGGGGAAGCGGUCAAACCGAGUGGUGCGAACCCUCCAGAACACUCCGUCUCUGCACUCGAGGCACUGGGGAGCCCCCCAGCAGCGGGAGGGACGGCAGAAGAAGCGGCAGCAGGAGCUGAAUGUCCCCCCAACACCCUUGGGGCUCCAGGAGACCAUUGCAGAGUCCUUGUAUAUCACCCGGCCCCUGCUGCACUUGCUUAGCCUGGGCGUGUGGGGACAGAGGUCAUGGACACCCUGGCUGCUGUCUGGUGUUGUGGAUGUGACUAGCCUGAGCCUCCUGAGUGACAGGAAGGGCCUGACCCGGAGGGAGAGGCUGGAGCUGCGACGCAGGACCAUCGCGCUGCUCUACUACCUGCUGCGCUCCCCGUUCUACGACCGCUUCUCGGAGGCCAAGAUCCGCUUCCUGCUCCAGCUGCUGGCAGACCACAUCCCCGGGGUUGGCCUUGUGGCAAGACCACUCAUGGAUUACUUACCUAACUGGCAGAAGAUUUAUUUCUACAGUUGGGGCUGACAGACAUCCAGGGAGUGGGGUGCUGGGGGGACAGGAUGGCAUGCUCGACUGCUCCUGGCAGGGCUUGCUUCCGCCUUGCAGUCUCCCGGGCCCCUCUUCCUUAAUAAAACUGACUCUGGCAGUG
Molecule: messenger RNA, 1326 nt
Organism: Dipodomys spectabilis (banner-tailed kangaroo rat)
Lineage: Eukaryota; Metazoa; Chordata; Mammalia; Rodentia; Heteromyidae
Gene: Pex16
Product: peroxisomal biogenesis factor 16
Exons: 11
Coding region: 192-1202 (336 amino acids)
Biological process (GO): peroxisome organization
Cellular component (GO): peroxisomal membrane
Source: RefSeq, a predicted model, not a curated record